Micropterus salmoides (largemouth bass) is the source of this 6087-nucleotide messenger RNA. Its product is annotated as zinc finger protein 318-like. Gene Ontology annotation, biological process: negative regulation of DNA-templated transcription; positive regulation of DNA-templated transcription. The record is from RefSeq and is a predicted model, not a curated record. NCBI's taxonomy places the organism in Eukaryota, Metazoa, Chordata, Actinopteri, Centrarchiformes, Centrarchidae. Gene Ontology annotation, molecular function: nucleic acid binding; zinc ion binding. Gene Ontology annotation, cellular component: nucleoplasm.
AAACACAAAGGAGGAGAAGAAGAAGGGCGGUCUGAAUGUGGAUCAUGGUCGCUCUGUUCGGAAUCAGGUCUUUGUGAAACACCGUGAAACCUGGUUCGGACUGAAAGAGUCCGCACGAGCCUUUGUUACGUUAAAUAAAGCUCCAGAGUCCAGCAGGUGGACCCGGAGGAUCUCUGCCGGAGGACAUGUACCGAGGUCGGCCUCCGCCGAGAGGAGGCUACCCGCCGCCUUUCGAAGGCCGAGGUCCGCCUCCCGGGCCCAGGCCUUACCUGGUGCCGGGUUACAGAGAGGACCGGGGCCGGCCCAGGGCUCCGUACCACGCCGGAUACCACGACCACGGUCCCCCCGAGUCCUACCGCCGCUCCCCGCCGCGCAGGAGGUACCCGUCCCCCGGCUCAGGGAGUCACCGAGGCGGCGAGUACUGGACCGGUGCUCCGCCGAGAGAGAGGUCUCCGUCACCGCGUGGACCUGUUCCCCUCGACCACAACCUGGUCAUCACCGUCGGCAACGAGCUGACCGGACCAUCUGGCCCCGCCCCCUCACGUCAUCAUGACAGAGACUACCCUCCUCGACCCGAGCACGAGCGGGGCCGGAGCCGACCUCGCAGCCGGAGUCCGGACCGGAGCCGGGCGAAGAGCCUGGGACGGAGCAAGAGUCAGGUGAGGAGCAAGAGCCGGCCCCGGAGCCCGAGCCGCAGCCCGGACCGGAGCCGAGCCAGGGGCCGGAGCAAGAGCCGCAGUCCGGACCGGAGCCGUGCCAAGAGUCGGGGCCGGAGCAAGAGCCGCAGUCCGGACCGGAGCCGGGCCAAGAGCCGGGGAAGAAGCAAGAGUCGGGGCAGGAGCAAGAGCCGCAGUCCGGACCGGAGCCGGGCCAGGAGCCGGGGCCGGAGCAAGAGUCGUCCGCGUAGCAGGUCCAGGUCCAGAGGGCGGAGCCGAGGACGAAGCGGCAGCAAAGCGGCGAGCCACGUCCGCAAUAAGAGCCGGCAGAGGAGUCGCAGCGCCAGCAGCAGCAGCUCGAGCUCCAGCAGCUGCAGCUCCGACAGCGACAGGGAGUCCAAGAGGGAGUUCAGGGAGCUGGACACGGCCCGGCGCCGGAAGGAGCUGGAGGAGAUGCUGAGCCUGCCGACCAAGUCCAUCCUGAAGAGACGCAACGACUCCGAGGACUCGCCAACUCUCAGGAGUACAGAGUCCCCCAGGGGUCCGGAGGGGACCCACAUCUCCCGGGUGGCCGACCAGCUGCUGCAGGCUGUUAAGGGCAUGGAGCCUCACAUGGUGGCCCACAUGCUGUCCGAGCUGCGGUCCGACCCGCAGAUGGCUCAGCGCGCCGGCCUCGACGCCGAGAUCAAAGAGAUCCUCAAUCUGCUGGGGGGCCCGGCAGGGGCCAUGGCUCAGGAGAAGACGGCGGAUGAUAUUGAUGACGAGGAGAAGUUCCUGUACGGAGACUCGGAGGAGCCCAAACCUGCACCAGCCCCCGAGCUGGUCCAACACCACGGGUUGGAUCUGUACGGAGACCUGACGGAGGAGGCGCUGUACGGAGACUACCCGCCGCCGAAAGCCAUCAUUGGUCAGACGUAUGGCCUCCCGCCAGGGGCCUCGCCUCACCUUCAGGCUCCCACCUUGGGGGAGGGGGACAUGAGGUACGCAAGCCAACCCACCAUCAGCCCUGACCAGAACAUCAGGGUCCAGGUGCCGAACCCUGCUUACCCACCGGGGACGGAGCCACUUGAGGAGGGCGAGCGACAGGCUCUGGAGGAGUACGAGAAGAUCCAGGACCUGCUGAAGACCAUCGGCCUGGACCUGGGUGUGGGCGAGAUCAGCAAGAUGGCCGCCAGGACCAAAGAGCGGCUCCACGGGAGCAAGCCGCCUCCGAAGACCCCCACCCGCAGACGGUACUCCUCCGGCAGCUCUGACGGCAGCCGCCGCAGUCGGGGCCGUAGGAGGCGGAGCCCCAGCGGCAGCUCCAGCAGCAGCAGCAGGAGUUGUAGCCGUGAGAGGGGGGGCAGCUGGAGCAGCGACGACGACCGCAGGAAGAGCUUGGCGCUGCCCAAAUUGCACAAAGCCAGAGACGUCAAAGAGAUGAAGCCCGAGCGGAGUGACGCAGCUCCGCCUCCGCACAAAGAGCCGCUGCUACAAACCCCCGACCCCAACACCCACCCACCCCACCCUGGGGUGCCCAUACCCACCUACCCCCCCUCACAGGUACACGGCAUUAUGCCCCCCAACUUCCCCCCGCCGGGUUACGGCCAGUAUGGAAACUACCUUCCCUACAUGCACCAGCAGUGGCCGCCCAUGUACCCGCCCCCCAAUAUAUCCUUGCCCCCCCCGACCAGCCCUGAAGACUUCCCCCCCAGUCUGCCCUACAAACAGCCCUACACCAAACCGGCCCUUGAGCUGGGGGCCAAAGGUCCAAGGAGUUCUGUUCAGGACGGCGAGAAGGGAAAAGUCAGCAGCCACGACAGGAGAGUGUCCGAGGAGCAGAACAACGAGAGCCAGAAACAAAAGGUUCUGGAGGAGAGAGAGAAGCUGAAGCAGGAGAGAGAGCUCCGGAUGAAGAAAAAGGAAUAUUUGAUGAAGGAACUGGAGAGACUCAGGAAGCAACAAGGCGAGCUCCUGAGGAAGAAGCGGCGGGAGAAGGACGGCCACAAAGACCCUCUGCUGCAGGAGAUCAGCCACCUGCAGGAGGAGGUCAUGACUCAGAUCUCCAACCUGCGCAAAGAGCACGAGGCCGCCGAGAAGAAACGCAACGAGAUUGACAAGGUGGCGCUCAUCCUCGGCCUGAACCCAUCCGACCGGCCGCGCAGGACCGUUAAGGCGGCCGCGGACGAGGAGGACGAACCAUCGCCACCAGAGAAGAAGAAACGGGAGCUGGAGAGGAGCCCUGACGGACGGCAGGCGGCUGGCAGCUUCACCAUAAAGACCUCAGCUGCGUUGUCGUCUUUGAGAGCGUCGCCGGACAAGCCGCCCGUCACCGGCCAUGCUCCGCCCCCGCCCCCGUUUGAAUACUAUGACGCUGGAAACCACUGGUGCAAAAACUGUAACGUCACCUCUGGUUCCAUGUUUGAUUUUUUCACGCACUUGCACAGCAAAACGCAUCGAAAGACUCUGGACCCGUACGACCGGCCCUGGGCUUCCACUCCCAGCAAAACCGCCAAGAACACACUGUCAGAAGAAAAGCUGACAAAACCCGCUAAAGGUUCGGAGUUCUUGCUGCCUGUCAGAGGAUUCUUCUGCCUGCUGUGUAAAGAGUUUUACGGAGAUGCCAUCUGUGCAGAAGAACAUGUCACCACACAUGCUCACAAUGAGAAAUACAAGAAACAAAUGUAUGAGAAUCCAAUGUAUGAACAGCGGAGGAACCUGGACCGUCAGGCAGGACUAGCCUUAGAGACGAGUGGGAAGAAACGCAAACAUGAGGACGAUGAGAAAAGCAACAAAGACAAGGAGGAAAAGUCCAAACACAAAAAGGAAAAAAAGGACAAGGAGAAAAAGAAGGAAGACUCUGACACUGUUUACAAGGAAGACAAAUCUAGAGUUAAAAAGGAGGAAGAAGAGGACAAGCUGAAGCCCACCAAGAAAGAGGAGGAUUUUAAAGAUGCCAAAGGUCUGGAAGUGGAGAGGCCUUCUUACAGCAAGAAAGAUGAAGAUGAAAAGUCUAAGUUCAGCAAAAAGGAUGAUAAAUACCGCCACAGCAGAGAAGAGGAGGAGAGGGGUAAAUACAGCAGAAGAGAUGAGGACGACAGAUACAAAUACAGUAGAGAAGAAGAAUGUCGGUAUCGAUAUCGUAGGGAAGAAGACGACAGAUACGAUGACCGUUCCAAAUAUGGUCAGAGAGACGAUGAGGACAAGUAUAAACACGGUAAAUAUCCAGAUUACAGAUCCAAAUAUGACAGAGAGCGAGAUGAAGGAAAACCUAAGGCUGAGAAGGAAGCUUUUAAAAGGCUCGAGCCAGGGAAACCAGUGGUCAGCAAGCCUGAACCACCACCAAAACCCUAUGACCCGCCCAAAAUCCUUUGUGGACCCAGUCCGGCCAUGAGGGCAAAGCUCCGCAAGCAGAGCCUGGAAACUGGCAAACCAGUACCCGUGGCCACCACUGCUUCAUUCGGAAAGUUUACAUGGAAGAAGAGGGAGAAUGUUCUGGCGAAGGAAGCAGAGAAAGUGGCCGCAGAGUUCAUCAAGGAAGACGAAGAGGCUGUAAAGCAGAAUCCAGUCUCUGUGGAGGAUUCUUUCGCAAAAUCUAUGGCCGUUGCUAAAGAGAUCGCCCAGAAGCUUGGAGGCCCGACCAUGCCUCCUCCCUGGGUGUCCAAUGGUGCCAACCGGGGAAGGAUCCGGCCUAACCUCCCUGCACCGGCUGCAGUCCUGAGGAAAACCGCCAUGAUGGGUAAACCUGCACCUCUCAAUACCUUCCUCUCCAUAAGACCCCAAAACACCACUUUACUAGGUUCUCCUCCAAAAGACGAACUAGCGAAGCCACCAAUCAGUUAUCCUGGCCCAUUCGAGGAUAUGCGUGCACCGAUGGCUGGUAUACCAGAGCCAUUUAAGGCUACACUUCCACCUCCAGCAUUUGAGGUUAAACCUGUGCCAUCAGUAUCUAAAUCUGCACCAUUUGAGGUUAAACCUGCGCCACCUGUAUCUAAACCUGCACCAUUUGAGGUUAAACCUGCGCCACCAGUUUCUAAACCUGCACCAUUUGAGGUUAACCCUGCGCCACCAGUUUCUAAACCUACCCCAAUCGAGGCAAGGCCUGUGCUGUCUGAUGCUAAAUCUGCAUCAUGUGAGGCUAAACCUGUGCCAUCUGGAAUUACCCCUACUCCAUCCACAGCUAAACCUGCACAACCAACAAUGAUUAAGAUAGUCUCUGAUGUGGCCGCUCCCGGCGUUCCUGAGAGUGAGCAAACUCGUACGGUGUUUGUCAAGCCUCCACCUUUCAUGAACCUAGGCGAUGGAGCGCAGAAGUCUGAGAAACACAAGAGUCAUCUGGCUGCAGCAAAAGCCCAGGACUUAUUCGACAUCUUCUACAGCAACAUGGGCCAAUCGGGUGCCUCCUCCAUCACCAAACCACCAACAGACGUCAGAGCUGACGAGAGCAGCACCAAUAAAAGUAAACCCUCUACCCCGCAAACACCAAAACCACAACCCCAUUGUCAGCUUCUUGCCCAGUCCCAACCUCCAGCUGCGGCUGAUACAUCUACACAACUAGACUCGAACAAUUCCUCAACCAGUCCCCAAUCCCAGUCAGAAUCAGACAUCCAAAUUGCUUCCGUUUGGUCCUUGCAGCCUACCCCAGCUCAAUCACAUGAGGUGGCCCCAUCUGAAACCAAUCCACGAACCACCCAACAAAAACUGAAUCCACUAGCCCAGUCUGAGGCUCCUAGUGUACCCCAAAAUCAGUCUGAGGCUCCUAGUGUACCCCAAAAUCAGUCUGAGGCUCCUAGUGUACCCCAGAAUCAGUCUGAGGCUCCUAGUGUACCCCAGAAUCAGUCUGAGGCUCAGAGGUCACCCCAAACCCAGUCCUCCAGUCCUAAAUUUCAGUCCAAAAUCGCCCAACAUACCGAGCCUUCCAAGUUGGAACCAACACCUCAAACUCUGUCUCCUCAAAUCCAAACCGAGCCACAAGCUGAACCCCAACCAGACCAGGGCAGCCAGCCCCAUUCCCAUCCAGAUAGCCAUCCUGACACAGCUCCAGAACCUGAACCAAAACCAGGCCCCAAAACUAGAGGCAAGGCAACUCCGACAAAGAGAACCCCCCUUGCCCCCCGCCCAGCCCGACAAACCAGAUCCCAAACCAGAUACCAGACCCGGCGACAGCAGCAGAGCCAGCCUGAGCCUGAGCUGGCUUCAGGAGAUUCUGACUCUGCAGCUUCAGACCAAAAAGGACUGGACACGUCUGAUCCUGGCUCUGAGAUGCAUGCAGAGGAGGGGGUUCCCAGCGAGGGGGACCGUCAGAUGAUGGCGAUAACCCCUGAAACCCUGGGCCUCCCCUCUGACAUGACCUCUCUAGACUUUGAGUACGAUUUUAACUUUGAAUAGAAGCUGGAUCGGACUGUGUGACAAGAAUCUGAGGAGGCGGUUUCUUUUAUAACUACUCAAAUAU